Molecule: messenger RNA, 1018 nt
Organism: Oryza brachyantha (malo sina)
Lineage: Eukaryota; Viridiplantae; Streptophyta; Magnoliopsida; Poales; Poaceae
Exons: 1
Coding region: 154-537 (127 amino acids)
Source: RefSeq, a predicted model, not a curated record
AUAUCGCCGCCUCCCCCUCCUCGUCUCGCCCAAGAACGCGACCGUCUCUCUCUCCUCGUCCUUCCUCUCUCUCUCUCACCGUCGACGAGCGAACGAUCCAGCAAGGUAGCUAGCUAGCUAGCCAGCCAGGCGCGUCGAUCGACGACGACGACGAUGGUGGUGGUGGUGGCGCAGAUCGCGGUGGCGUCUGCGGGCCUCGGGAUGCUGGCCGGCGUGGCGAUGGCGAACAGGUCCAUGGGAGGGGCCAGCGAGAGCGGGGGGAGGAGGCUGACCUCCGGCUCCGGGUCGAUGUCGUCGUCGUCCGCGGCGGCGGCGCUGCGGUGGACGGCGCCUCCGCCGUGCGCGGCGUGCGGGGGGACGGGGCGGGAGGAGUGCCGCCUCUGCACGCGGUGGUCCGACGGGGACUGCUCCGGCUGCUGCGCCUGCGCCGGCACGCGCCGCGCGCCCUGCCGGAGCUGCGGCGGCUCCGGCACCGGCCGCCGCGCCCCCGUCCGCGUCUCCUCCGCUCCGCCCGGCCGCCUGCACCUCAAGCGCUGACUCGACCGCUGCUUCCAUCCAAUCCAACCUGUCGAUCGCUCGCGUGGUCGAGCUCGCCAUGGCUAGGCUUAGCAAGCUCUUGAUUGAUUUCUCCCGCCGGCAAAUUCGAAGGAGAUGAUCACCGUGUAACAUACUACUCAGAGGAGAGCACUAGAUUAGCUAGCGGGUUAGUUAGUUAAUUACUCUAGCUGAUUAGUAAUUAAGUAGCACUUAGCUUAAUUACCAAUUUUUCAUCAGGCCUCCUGUGCCUGUGUCUGAUCUGUUCAUGCGUCAAUUGGUAUGCACUCUUCGGAAUUGGAGAAAUGGGGGAAAAACAUUGCAUAUCUAUGUCGUCGGAAAUUGCAGUGUUCAUCUGUACAAUAAUUAUUCAGUAAUUUACCAAGUAGACACACCACUUGCAUAUAUAUAUUCCACAGAUCAAAGAACUGAGCUGACUAAUCAAAUCUUACCCAUGUUUACGGGAGACAGCCGAUGAAAACGG